This is a messenger RNA of Aureobasidium pullulans EXF-150, 2100 nucleotides long. RefSeq lists its product as uncharacterized. The record is from RefSeq and is a predicted model, not a curated record. Lineage: Eukaryota; Fungi; Ascomycota; Dothideomycetes; Dothideales; Saccotheciaceae. The annotation marks the transcript as partial. The transcript has 2 exons.
AUCGAUGAGCCACAGUACCUCCAAAACUUGAAUCUCUGGCUUGAGAUUCUUCGCUUUCGCCUGCGUUUGGAUGGCCAACAAGGUGUCAUGGACGUUGUUGAAGCCUUCGUACGCCGUCAAGUCGUCUUACCUCUACGCGGCCCUCAAGCUGAUCAACUCUGGUCAAUUCUUCUCUGGUCCGCCAUCCAAUACCCGCAGAUGCUUCGCCUUCUCUAUCCCUAUGUCUUUGAUACUCUUCCUCGCUCUGGCUUACUCGACAUUCGCUUGUACCAUCGUAUUGUAGGUCCUCUGUUACGCCAGAAUCCCAUGUUUGCAGUCAAGUGGCAUAAGCGAAUGCAAAUGGAUGGCCUGCUGCCUUCCGACCACGUUUCCGUUCUGGCCCAUUUCGUUGAAGAUGUCUGCAUGAGCAACCAUAAGCCGAAGGCCAUCGAAGCAUUCAAGAAAAUCUACACCUCGCUUAAGGUCAAAUAUGCUUACGACGAAUGCAUGCUACACAUUUGUCGUAUGCUCGACUUUCCUGACGCCCUCGAUAUGCACGUUUUCUUCGUUCGACACGACGACAAACCAUCGCUGUCAAUGAAGUCUACGCCUGUAAUCGCUCAUUUGAUUGAGCACACUUGGCUUGCCAAAUCUGGCAUGAAACCGUCUUACGAGUUUCAACGCAUAAAGCCAAUCGAGCUUGAUACCGCACAUGCUGAAGUCAUGCCUGCUUUUACACGCGAGAACAUGAGCACUCUCGUUGGUGAUGUGCACAACAUCAGGGAAAAGGAGCUCAACGACGCUUUUUGCGCCCGUCUGUUCGCCACAACAGCUUUUUCCACUGAUUUGAUCAUUACCGGGCUACGUAUGCUGGGCUUGAAGGUCGUGGGCAAUCUAGCUCUGAGAGAAAUCGCCGCGCGCGUAUCUCAACCACUCGAAUACGUUGCCACAGUUGAUGCCAUCAGGAAUGCAGGCAUCUCUGUUGUCGACUCAGUAUUCAGUCGCGCGCUGCAAUCGUUUGCUAAACAGCCAGGCAAACACCGAAGUUUUGAGUUUUUAGUGUCGAGCGAUCAACACCCAACGGCAUAUGAAGAUCGCUCUCUUCAAAAGCAACUCUUUGGUUCCUUCCUUGCAUCCGGAGACCACACUCAGGCAAACGCCGUUCUCGACGUCCUCACAGUAGACGAAGCCGAGCCUCAAACUUAUCAUGCAAAUCUGAUCCUGCAGGCGUAUUCCCGGCGUGGCCAACGUGCAUCGAUCCUUCAGAUACUGCAUGAAAUGCGUCUACACCGAAUCCCGGUUUCAGAGGCGUCCUUGCGUACCAUUCAAUGGACGACGUUGAGGCCUCGACUUCGGUCCAAGAGACCUAUCACACAGGAACACCACAAGUACAAAGACGACCUGGAUUUCACUACCAACAUCUUCCUGGAGACCAUGCGUACCGGACAAUCAUUCAAUCCGGUCAGAUGGCAUGAGAACUUAAAGCGAUACGGAAUGGAGAAUAGACUGGAGGCUCUUGAGAGAUUGUCAGUUUGGUUGGCUUUGUGGUAUUCUGGCCGCUCUGACAAAUCAUCACUUUUUGCAUCCUCAGCUGUGGGUGAUCCAGGGGUCGCCAAGAGCCUGCCUGGAGCACUAGACGAAGGCGACCGGCAUCCCCUGAAUACCAUAUUCACACCUCAUCUUCUUCGUGCCAUGGUUGCAUGGGGUUUUAAAAGCGAAGUAUCGUCGCCGGAGUCCACAACCACGGUGCGACUGGGUUCAGAAGACUUGGAAGCCCAGAGUAAGGAGACCGAGGGAGCUGCAGAUGAGUCUUUUAAUGGAUGGACCAGAGGCCUCGUGCUUGUUCGCAAGCUUCAGCGCUUUGGUGUCAAUCUUAGAGGCACGGAAUUGCGAAGAGAAGUCAAACUUCGACUCUGGACCCUAUACGGCCCGGGUAGAUCUACCGUGCCCCUCAACAGACAAGCUCAAAGGAUGAACAGACUCUCCUUGGUGGAUCGAGUCAAUCACAUACACCGAAUAAUGGGCACCAAUUGGCUCAGACUUCCUCCAGAAGUCCGAGGCCAAUCUGACGUCAGCCAGUGGACAAUGUACCGGGCCUUGUUUGGUCAGCCUAGAAGAAUG